Molecule: messenger RNA, 1464 nt
Organism: Salvelinus sp. IW2-2015
Lineage: Eukaryota; Metazoa; Chordata; Actinopteri; Salmoniformes; Salmonidae
Product: COP9 signalosome complex subunit 7a-like
Biological process (GO): COP9 signalosome assembly
Cellular component (GO): COP9 signalosome
Source: RefSeq, a predicted model, not a curated record
UUCGCCCAAUGAGCAGUGAUGUUCUCCUUUGUUGUCAAACGUGCACGGACGGCGGAACUGAGCGAUUCGGGGGACAGGCUAUCAACUUGAGUUAGCUUACCAAUAAGAUGGAGGUAGAGCAGCUCCUCUCUCUCUCAGGCCCGGCGUUGGCCCAGGCAAUAAGUUCUCUGCUGGAGACACCAGGCCUCUACGUGUUCUCAGACAUCCUUGAGCUGCCCAACGUCAGAGAGCUGGAGACAGGCCCGCACGCUCCAGUGUAUCAGCUACUCAACCUCUUCGCCUAUGGAACCUACUGUGACUAUAAAGAGAGGGCAGCCUCUCUCCCAGAGUUGACCCCAGCCCAGAGGAACAAACUCCGUCACCUCUCCAUCAUCAGUCUGGCAUCCAAUCUCAAGUGCCUGCCCUACUCCCUGCUCCUGCAGCAGCUGGAGCUGAAGAAYGUGCGGGAGYUGGAGGACCUGCUGAUUGAGGCGGUCUACUGUGACAUCAUUCAGGGCAAGCUGGACCAGAGGAACCAGCAGGUGGAGGUGGACUGCAGCGUGGGCCGAGACCUGGGGCCCAACGAGCUGCCCAACAUAGACACACUGCAGGAGUGGUGUUCAGGGUGUGAGGCGGUCCUGUGUGGGAUCGAGGAGCAGGUAACCAGAGCCAACCAAUACAGAGAGAGCCAGCUGAAGGUCAAAGUUCAGGUGGAGACAGAGGUGUCCAACCUCCAGAAAACGCUAAAGGCCAGCUCCGCCUCACCGUCGUCCGGCCCCGCCGCCGCUGGAGCCGCGUCCAAUCAGGAUGCAGACCAGCCGGCCGAGCCACGAGACCCCGCCUCCUCUCAGGAACCACGGCAACCGGGCAAGAAGAGUUCAAAGGUCAAAGGGCUCCGUGGAAGUGGGAAGAUCUGGUCCAAGUCCAACUGAAGGCAGAGAGAUGCAGAGAGACCCUGAACACCCCCGCUGAUCCACUGUCAGAUGGGACAGACUGACACACAGGUUGACAGACACAUAGACCGAUAAUGUGACCAAUGCACAGACGGACACUAUGAUUUACACACACGUUCACACAUCCAUGCACGCACGGAAACACACACAUGUAUACAGACACCGAGUCCGACAGACACACUUUCAGUGAGUGACAGACUCGACACCCAUUCUGAUAGGUGUGUACACACAGCCAGACAGACGGACUAUCUUCACUGUGUAUAUACACAGACCCAAACCCAUUCUAACAUGUACACAGAGAGAGACAGACAGACCGACAGACAGAGAAUAAUCUGCUUUGGGCAGAGCUUUGCUGCUGUCAGGAGAAGCAGAGCCACAGGCAGUGAAACCGAAUGUGUGUAUUUGAUGUAUUCUAUUGUGUUACACUUUUUGUUAGUUUGUAUUUUUUUUUCUGCUGAGGAUUGAGUUGAGACGUGUAUAAAAUCAGGAUAUGAAUUGUUGGUAAUAAAUUGAAGCCCCUCUAUUCAUUUAG